AUGCAUCUGCUUGGUCGGUCUUUGGGGAUUGCUGCUGUUGUGUCGUUGGCUGCUGCUGCGCCGUCUCGUUCUAUCCCUCGAGAUGUGUCGAUUGAUGUGCUUAGCCAAUUGACUCUAUAUUCUCAGUGGGCUGCAGCUUCAUACUGCACGAACAAUAACAACUCGACCGGCGAUGCGCUCUCUUGCGAAGAAGGCAAUUGUCCGUUGGUUGAGUCCGCAGAUACAACCACGCUAUACGAGUUUGAUAAGACCUGCAGCUAUGGUAAUGUCGCCGGUUUCUUGGCUGUCGACAAGACGAACAAACUGCUCGUUGUCUCAUUCCGAGGCAGUCGCACAUUAAGUACUUGGAUCGCAAACAUCAACUUUGGGUUUACCGAUGCCAGUAGCCUAUGCAGUGACUGCAAAGCCCAUAGCGGAUUUUUGGAAUCCUGGAAGACUGUUGAAGAUGACCUGACAUCCCAAAUUAAGGCUGCGCAAGCUACCUAUUCAGGCUACACGCUGGUCCUGACCGGCCACAGCUUUGGCGCUGCCCUUGCCACGUUGGGAGGUACAGCGCUCCGAAAUGCCGGAUACACACCGAAAGUGUAUUCCUAUGGCCAGCCACGAGUAGGCAAUGUGGCGCUGGCUACCUAUAUCACGGAGCAGGGCAGUAUCUGGCGAGUUACGCACACUGAGGACCUUGUGCCCAAGUUGCCCCCUGCCUCUGUCGGCUUCAGCCAUUCCAGCCCGGAGUAUUGGAUUACCAGCGGCGACAAUGUGGAGGUCACCUCGUCUGAUAUUGAAGUCAUUGAAGGCGUAGGUGCGAGGACUGGCAAUGCGGGGACUCUGAACCCCAAUACCGACGCACACGGCUGUGGGCCUAAAGGACCCCGCCGUCGCAGUCGACUAAAAGCUAUCUUCCUCACCAUCUUCAUCGUCCUCAUUCUUUACCUGCUCUUCUUUACAAGCUCGAAAUCCCCUGUGAGCACCGAAACAGGCACCUAUGCGCAGACACAUGGAUCGAAGCAAUCGGACGAGCUGGCUCGUCCUGCUGUCCGCAAGCGCAAAGAUAUGAUUGUUGCCAGCAUGAAAAGUGAUGACACGUCAUGGCUGUCGGAGUACUUUCCUGACUGGCCCAAAAGCAUCUACGUGGUGGAUAACAAGCACGCGCCGCUGACGGUGAUGCGCAAUAAAGGGCGCGAGUCGAUGGUCUAUUUGACAUACAUCAUUGACAAUUACGAGAACCUACCGGACACAAUGCUCUUCAUCCACUCGCAACGUUUCCAAUGGCACAACGACGACCCAUACUACGACGGUGUCCCACCGCUACGCAACUUCCAGAUCGCCUAUCUACAAGAGCAAGGAUAUGUCAACCUGCGAUGUGUGUGGACACUUGGAUGCCCGACGGAAAUCCGUCCCCUCACGGAUACCCACCGCAGCGACGUCCACGCCGGCGAAUACUUCAAAAACGGAUUCAUGGAGCUGUUCCCUGGGACGCCAAUCCCGGAGGAAGUGGGUGUGUCAUGCUGCGCGCAGUUUGGCGUGUCCCGCGCCAAGGUGCUGGAGCGGCCACGCAGUGAUUAUGAGCGGUUCCGCACCUGGUUAGUGAAUACGCCACUGAAAGAUGAUUUGAGUGGGCGGAUUAUGGAAUAUUCAUGGCAUAUGAUCUUUGGAAAAGACCCUGUGCAUUGCCCCAAUGCCCAGGAGUGCUACUGUAAAGUAUUUGGAUUGUGCGAUCUGACCUGCCCGUGGGAGGGUGGCUGUGAUGAUCGCUAUUCCCUGCCACCUUUCUCCUCGCUGCCUAAGGGGUGGCCUGAUGUUGGAUGGAAUGGUCAAGCACAAGACAGUUCACAAGGAUUACCAGAAACCUGA
This is a messenger RNA of Penicillium paradoxum, 1851 nucleotides long. Its product is annotated as Lipase class 3. Gene Ontology annotation, biological process: lipid catabolic process. The record is from RefSeq and is a predicted model, not a curated record. The coding region runs from base 1 to 1851 and encodes 616 amino acids. The transcript is spliced from 7 exons. NCBI's taxonomy places the organism in Eukaryota, Fungi, Ascomycota, Eurotiomycetes, Eurotiales, Aspergillaceae.